GUCCUGCUGUGGGAAAGUCUGCCAUCCAGACUAGAUCUGAGCUCACCGCCUGGGUCGCAGUUAUGCUGUCCAGGAAUCUGCUGCUCUUCCUUGGUGUGCUGUUGCUGCUUUCCCUAGCCGACGGAGGGGUCCAGCGAAGGCAGAGAUAUGAAGCACCAGUUCACACUGAGAUCAAGGAGUGUGAGGGGAAGCCCAAACGGUAUCUGUGCAGCCGCCAUUGUGAAGCCCACCAAGACUGCCAAGCAAAUAACAUCUGCUGCUCCGCUGCAUGUGGCAAUGUUUGCGUGAACCUGUUGGAUAAAGACGUAUGGGAGAUGCCUGUCACCCCUCCCUCUGACUAUGUCUACCCAGAGAGUGGGUCCCCGCCCAGCUUUGAAGGAGAUAUGAUUCUGCCUGGAAUUACCUUGUCAUCUCUCACCACUGCUGUUACUAAAUAAACAAGCACCUGCCUCCUUCAUA
Molecule: messenger RNA, 459 nt
Organism: Mus musculus (house mouse)
Lineage: Eukaryota; Metazoa; Chordata; Mammalia; Rodentia; Muridae
Gene: Wfdc10
Product: WAP four-disulfide core domain 10
Exons: 2
Coding region: 63-437 (124 amino acids)
Cellular component (GO): extracellular region
Molecular function (GO): peptidase inhibitor activity
Source: RefSeq, marked provisional